UUGAAAUUCAAGAUGGCGGGCUCUUCAAGUGAAAAUCAAGAAGAUGGUCGUUUUGAAAACUUCCUGCAAGAGGUAAAAACGAUUGAGCAACGAGACUCGGUUUUAACGAGCAAGCAGCAAAUCGACAGAUUGUUGAAGCCUGGUUCAACAUACCUCAAUUUAAAUCCAUUCGAGGUUCUCAUGUUACCUCCAGAAGCUACAUCAGAACAAAUUAAGAAGCAAUAUAGAAGGUUAUCAAUUCUUAUACAUCCUGAUAAAAAUGCAGAUGACAGAGAUCGUGCACAGAAUGCCUUUGAUGAGUUGAAUAAAGCAUACAAGCUUGUUAAUGAUGAAAAAGAAAUUGUUAAAGUUAAGGAAAUGAUAAAUGAAGGCAAAGCCUUGGCUGAGCAAAAGUUGUCAGAAAAGAGAAAGCUGGCAAAAAAAGAAGGAAAAACGACGAUUGAAGAAGAUGAUUCAGAAAUGUUUGCAAAGUUUGUGAGGACAACCACUAUCAAAUUAUUUGCUGAUUAUGAAUUAAGAAGAAAACACUUGGAACAGAGAGAUGCUGUGGAAAGGAAAAGACAACGAGAGCAAGAAAUCCAGCAGGAGGAAAAGGCCAAAAAGAAGAAAGAAUGGGACAAAAAGUGGGAGGACAGUCGUCAAGAACGAGUAAACAGCUGGAGAGAUUUUAAACAAGGGAAAAAGAAAUCAAAGAAAACGGCAGGAAAACUGCUUAAACCUCCCAGACUAAAUCCGGAAAAAAGAACGUAAUUACGUUUUUGGGCUGUGAAACAUUCACGAAGAUGACGUGUACACUAUCUGUUGUAACUGUCGUAAACUGUCGUAGUUGGCCGUGGUCGGUCGUUACUGGAUUACACACUGGAAAAUAAGAAAUUCUCAUUGCGGAAUAUCACAAUGUUGGCAUUUUGUAAAUAUUAGACCGAAGAACGAGACAAAACAAGUCAGUGUAUAUACAAUCCUAAAUAAAAAAAGGUUUGA
Molecule: messenger RNA, 978 nt
Organism: Dendronephthya gigantea
Lineage: Eukaryota; Metazoa; Cnidaria; Anthozoa; Malacalcyonacea; Nephtheidae
Product: dnaJ homolog subfamily C member 8-like
Exons: 9
Coding region: 13-750 (245 amino acids)
Cellular component (GO): nucleus
Source: RefSeq, a predicted model, not a curated record